AUGCUUUUUAAGGAAGAUGCCCUACAAACCACAGGGGAAGUGGCUCUGAAAUCCACCUUUCUGUUUCAGAUUGUAGUUGGGACGCUGGCCAAUGUCACCCUCUUUUUCCAUAAUGUCUCCCCAGUCUUGCGUGCCCACAAGCAGAGACCCACACACGUGGUUCUCACCCACAUGGCCUUGGCCAAUCCCUUGGCUCUUCUUUCCUCUGGGAUUCUCCACACGAUGGUGGCUUUUCUUUUGCGCAACCUCCUGUCCAAUCUUGGGUGUAAAGUUGUAUAUUAUACACACAGAGUGGCUCGCAGCUGCACCCUGUGCUGCACCUGUGUCCUGAGCACCUGCCAGUUCCUCACACUCAUCCCUGGGAGAGUGGAGCGGAUGAUGCUCAGGAGGGUCCCCAAGGUCCCUGGUCCUUCCUGUUGUGUCUGCUGGGUGUUUGCUGCCUUAACAAAUAUCUAUACUCCUGUGAAUUUCACUGUUGCACAGAUCACGGGAAAUGAUACUGACACACAAGGCAGGUGGUUCUGCUCAUCCUCAAGUCCCAGGGCAGGCAGUGUUAUCUUGUGGUCUUGUCCAGAUGCCGUGUUUAUUGGCCUCAUGGUCUGGGCCAGCGGCUCCAUGGUGGGUCCCCUACGCAGACAUCACCAAAGAGUGCAACAUAUUCACACCCACAAGGGUGCCCACAACUUCCCCCCAGAGACCAGAGCCGCCCACACCAUCUUGAUGCUGGUGGUCACCUUUGUCGUCUUCUACACGAUGAAUUUCAUUUUUAUUGUUUACAUCACCCUGUUUUAG
Molecule: messenger RNA, 792 nt
Organism: Manis pentadactyla (Chinese pangolin)
Lineage: Eukaryota; Metazoa; Chordata; Mammalia; Pholidota; Manidae
Product: vomeronasal type-1 receptor 4-like
Exons: 1
Coding region: 1-792 (263 amino acids)
Biological process (GO): G protein-coupled receptor signaling pathway
Cellular component (GO): membrane
Molecular function (GO): pheromone receptor activity
Source: RefSeq, a predicted model, not a curated record